Capsicum annuum is the source of this 2181-nucleotide messenger RNA. Its product is annotated as splicing factor ESS-2 homolog. Gene Ontology annotation, cellular component: catalytic step 2 spliceosome. The transcript has a single exon. Bases 455 to 1978 code for a protein of 507 amino acids. The record is from RefSeq and is a predicted model, not a curated record. NCBI's taxonomy places the organism in Eukaryota, Viridiplantae, Streptophyta, Magnoliopsida, Solanales, Solanaceae.
CGGGAGUGGGGAGUGAGGCUUGAAAACUUUUUUAAUUUUUUUUUUUUCUAAUUUAUGUCUUUUUACACAUGACAAUUAGAAAUUAGUCCGUGAUAAUUAUUUUCCUGCUUAAGAUUGAGUUUAUCCCAAAAUAAGAUAAAAAUACCACUUCACAAUUAUUCAAUGUGAUAAUAGGAUAUUCUUAAAAUUUAAGCGUCUUUUUGUUAGUUGGGUACAACUUUGAAAAUGUACAUUACCAGCUAAAUUACUUUUUUUUUUUUUUUAAAUUAAAAAACUUAAACAAAAGGGCAAAGGAGAACGCGUUCAACAAAAUUGGAGGUGGAUCUGUUUUUCCUUCUCCCUUCACAACUCUGUCGCCGCCAACAUAGUAUUAUUCCCAAGUAGAUUUUUCUCUAUAAUAUUCAUCUUCGCCUUUCCACUCAUCCUAGUUUCCAUAGAAAUUACCUUAUCAACCAUGUUGUUAUCGCCGGGCCACUCCCCCCGCCACCUCUCAUCGCCGUCAUCUUCCCCAUCAUUACCCGACCAAAACCCUAAUUCAACCACCACUAACCGUUCUUCUUCCUCGACAGUACCAACCAAUAAACGCCGAUCCAAAGUACUCGACGAGGACACCUAUGUAGCCGCCAUAGAGAAAAUAAUCGAACGCGAUUUCUUCCCUGACAUCCCUAAACUUCGCGAUCGUCUUGAUUGGCUUGAAGCGAUUCGAACAGGCGAUCCUGUUCAAAUUCGAGAUGCUCAGUUGAAAAUCAUCGAACGAAGAGGAGGUAGAGCUCUUGGAUUAAACACUGAAGUUAAAUUACGAACCCCUGGUUCCACUUUUUUUCGAAAUUCUGUUACUCCUUUUGAUGAUCCAUACAAAACCCCUACUGAUAGUGUAGUUAAUGGUAAUGAUUUGGGGGAUAGUGGUGAGGGGAGUGGGGGUGAGGUGGAUGAGAAUUUGAGUUUAGAUGAGUUUUUUAGGAGGUAUACGAGUGAAGAUAAUGAGAGCUUUUCGAAGAUUAUUGAGAAAGUGAAUAGGAAAAGGAAGGAGAAAUAUGGGUAUUUAUUGGAAGGUGAAAAGGAGGUGAAGUUGAUUGGGGAUGGUACUAAGAGGGCGCGGGUUGAUACUGAUGGAUAUGGGACAUCAGAUCAGCCGGUUGCGACAUUGGAAGGGUGGAAAUAUGUUGCUAAGAAUUUACUGAUGUAUCAUCCAGCGGAUAAUGGGGAAGUAGCGUUGACUGAGGAGGAAAGAGCUGAGAGGCUUAAGGGAUUGACGAAGGAGGUUAGUAAGGUGAAUACGAGGUUUCAUGGUAAAAUGAUGGAGUCGCAGCCCAAAGAGGAUGAGACAGUGGCUGUGCUUUAUACACCUGUUCCUGGGGCAACUCCAGUUCCGUUUCUUGAUAGAGGCGAUAAGACUAAGAAGUAUGACUUGGAUGAUCUGAGGAAGACCCCGAAUCAGUUCUUUGUUGAGUCGGGGAAGAAGGCUGAGAAUGGGUAUAGUUUUGUUAGUACUCCUUCACCAGCGCCUGGUGUGGAUGAAUCACCAUUUAUAACGUGGGGAGAAAUUGAAGGAACACCUCUGCGGCUGGAGCAGGAGGAUACACCUAUUGAUAUUCGUGGAAGUGGUGAAGGCCCUCAGUAUAAGAUCCCAAUGCCACCCUCUAGAGAUGUCAAGGCUCAUUCUUUAUCUCGUGAAGCUGCUCGUAAGUUGAGGGAGAGGUCAAAGAUGUUUCAGAAACCACCAUUACCUUCACCAGUUAGAGGAGGGAGUGCUAGUCCAGCUGCACGCACUCUUUCACCUGCUGCACAGAAGUUUAUGCGGAAGGCAAUUGCCAAGUCUUCUCACUCUUUAGAUGAAUCUCUCCGAGCAAGUUACCGUGGUUCAAGUCCUGGACUGAGUACUCCUAAAACUGGCAGAAGUUUGUCAAGGUUAGGAAGAGAAGGUAGUCUAGAUUCCAGGUCACCUUCUGUAAGAGAAGGCUCAAAUCCUCCAUGGUAAUUGUCUUAGAGCAAUGUAAUUGGUAAUUACCUGUUCCUUAUCAAAAAAGAAAAAAGAAGAAACUGGUAUUACCUGUUAACUGUACUAAAUCUUUGUCUCUUUUACUCAAGUUUUACGAAAUGUUGUCUUUGCCUCAGUUGAUGUCUGUAAAUGUGGAAAUCUUGAAUUUGCUAUUUAUGAUUAUGCAUCAUCCUUUUUUCUUG